CAGACGCGGAAGUGAUUUGCAGCUGUCAAACAGAUUUUUGUAAAUCAGUUUCAGUUUUCUGCUGAAAGGCGACUAACACUUGACGUUACUGCAACAUGGACUGUCCACGCUGGCUGCCUCUGGAGUCAAACCCAGAAGUCAUGACAAAGUUUGUUAAUUGUUUGGGUAUGAGGCCUACCUGGCAAUUUGGAGAUGUAUAUGGAUUGGAUCCAGAGCUUCUCAGCAUGGUGCCAAGACCUGUGUGCGCAGUGCUACUCCUCUUCCCAGUGACAGAGAAGUAUGAGGCAUUCAAGCAAGAAGAAGAAGAGAAACUUAAGGAUCAGCGACAGGACGUCUCGCCUGACGUCUACUUCAUUAAGCAAACUAUCGGAAACGCCUGUGGAACAAUAGGGUUAAUUCACGCAGUGGCAAACAACCAGGCACAUCUGGACUUUGAGCCUGAUUCUGCUCUUAAAAAGUUUCUUGAACAAACCUCUAAAAUGACCCCAGAGGAAAGGGCUGCCUUCCUGGAAAAAGAUGAGAGUAUACGUGUUACACAUGAGUCGAGUGCUCAAGAGGGACAGACUGAGGCUCCCAGCUUAGAUGAGAAAGUGAAUCUGCAUUUUAUAGCUUUCGUGAAUGUCGGAGGACAGUUAUAUGAACUGGAUGGCCGGAAGCCUUUCCCUAUUCUUCACAGAAAAACCUCAGAAGAUACUUUCCUCGAGGAUGCUGUAGAGGUUUGUAAGAUCUUCAUGGCUCGCGACCCUCAAGAAGUCCGUUUCACCAUCAUUGCCCUCUCCAAAGAUUCAUACUGAGGAACCUUCCUUGUGACCUGAGAAAACAAAGAAAAGAUUACUGCCAAACAUUCUCAAGUGCUGACUUCAAUGGAAAAUUAGAUUUCUUUUUUCAAAAUACCUUAGCAAGUGAUGUGGGGAAAAUCAUAAAAUGUCAGGGAUGUCAUUCUAAAGUAAUGUUAUACAUCACUUGUUACGCGUUAGAUGAAAUUGCAAGGGAAUGCUGCUGUGCAACUAAAAGUAAUUCUUGCUAAGAUUAAAAUCUUCCAGUUCGUCACUGCUGAAACAUCUCUAACUAUAAUACAGAUAUCAGCUGUACUGCAUUGACACUGCACUAAAGUGUUACAUGGCGUGUUUGGCUUUCAAUUGCGAAGGAAAAUUUAACACAUUUUUCAUGUAACAGAGGGAACUCCUCGCUUCUUUUUUUUUUUUUUUUUAAUUUUUUUUUUUAAUUCUGGGUUCAGAGAUAGAUACCGUAUGUAGUGAUUUGCUUUUGAUCAUAUGUCUAACACAUGGUCAAAACCAGCUGAAGAAACAUGUUUUGCAAGGCUUUAAUUUCAGUCAUGGCUUUGAAAAAGCAGAUAGGCCUAAUGCUAUUUUGCGGUAUGCGGUAAUGGUGUUAUAAAAAAAGGUUAUCAAAAAAGACAAACAUGCAGACUUUGUGGAAGGUGCCUACAUUUUUGUAAUCAGAAUUAGAAAUUCUGUCAAAUAAAAUGCAAAUUUAUUAAA
Messenger RNA from Seriola aureovittata, 1502 nucleotides. It is a transcript of the gene uchl3, whose product is annotated as ubiquitin carboxyl-terminal esterase L3 (ubiquitin thiolesterase). The record is from RefSeq and is a predicted model, not a curated record. Lineage: Eukaryota; Metazoa; Chordata; Actinopteri; Carangiformes; Carangidae. Gene Ontology annotation, molecular function: cysteine-type deubiquitinase activity. The transcript is spliced from 9 exons. Bases 96 to 794 code for a protein of 232 amino acids. Gene Ontology annotation, biological process: protein deubiquitination; ubiquitin-dependent protein catabolic process. Gene Ontology annotation, cellular component: cytoplasm.